UUUUUGCAGGAUUACAUAGCGGUGAAGGGUAAAUCGGCGAAAUAUUUGCCGCACAGUGCUGGCCGCUAUCAGGUGAAGCGUUUCCGUAAAGCGACAUGUCCACUGGUUGAACGUCUUGCGUCCACAAUGAUGAUGCACGGUAGAAACAAUGGCAAGAAGCUGAUGACCGUUCGCAUUAAUCCGGUGCAGGUGCUUGUGCAUGCAGUGAUAAACAGCGGGCCUCGAGAAGAUUCGACACGUAUCGGUCGUGCGGGUACCGUCAGGCGACAAGCUGUGGACGUAUCGCCUCUUCGACGCGUCAACCAGGCGAGCAGCUUACACUUUUUUGCUACUUAA
Messenger RNA from Gongylonema pulchrum, 336 nucleotides. The record is from the annotation of a GenBank genome assembly. Lineage: Eukaryota; Metazoa; Nematoda; Chromadorea; Rhabditida; Gongylonematidae.